Molecule: messenger RNA, 1201 nt
Organism: Raphanus sativus (radish)
Lineage: Eukaryota; Viridiplantae; Streptophyta; Magnoliopsida; Brassicales; Brassicaceae
Exons: 2
Coding region: 93-974 (293 amino acids)
Source: RefSeq, a predicted model, not a curated record
UCUCAGCUAAAGAGCGUGACAACAACUACUAAACACCAUUUCCAUAAAUCCGAAGAGAGAAAGAGAAAGAGAGAAGGACAAGAUCGGGAAAAAUGGCGUCAUGGAUUAAACCGGUGCUAAUCUCUACAGGAGUCGUAGCUGUAGCUAUGCAACUAAAAAUCAUUGUCCCUGUUGUGGCACUAGAUUUCUCUCGAGCUCCCAUCCUUUUCGGUUCCUUUCUCUCAUGGCUGAAACCACCAUACCUCUACGUCAUCACCAACGUCAUCAUCGCCAUGAUCGGGUUCUCAUCCAUAUAUCACCGGAUCAUCACAAACCCCGAGGUCAAAGACCACGGGGGCUCAUACGGCGGCGACCAUAAGUUUCAGAACGAGCAGAACGUCCACCGAGCUCAACCGCAGCGAUCUGAAGAUUUCAGUUUUAUCGCCGUAACUCCGCCGUCAAAGACCAUAGUUAAGGAGAUCGAGAGACCGGAGGUGUUUACCGAGAAGCUAGCAGAAGCAGCCGCAAAAGUAGAGGAGGAGAAGAAGUGUUUAGUAGUGGUGGCCAAACCGGAAAAUCAGACUCCGGUCGAGAAGCCUCUUGUUUCGGCUAGGAUCGGCCAACGGAAACUGGUCAAGACCACCACGGCAGAACGAAAAUCUUUGAAAGCGUUGAGAGUGGCGAAGCCAAAGCGGCAAGAGACUCUUGAGAGUACGUGGAAGAUGAUAACGGAAGGGAAGCCGUUGACUAGCUAUUACCGGAGACCAGACACGUUCGGCCUUGGCGUAGAAGAUUCCAACAAGACAAAACAGUCCGGUUUAAAGAAAGCCGAGACGUUUAGCGAUCGGACCAAGUAUUACCUCUCACCGGCCGUGUCCCGGAGUCGAAACGAGCUGAAUAUAAGAGCAGAAGCGUUUAUAAAAAAGUGCAACGACGAAAGGUUCGAGUCGAUGAGACAUGACACAGAAAUGACUCGUCGUGGUCUUUCGUUUUAGUUUUAGUUAUGUUUUUUUGCUUUUGUUUUGUCUAUUUUCUUUUGUGUAUUUUAGUUUCGAUUGCAUUUUCUAGAAGCUAUUAAGUAAUAACAAAAGGAAAUGACAAAUGUGGGAAGUCAUGGAUAAAAAAAAGCAUCCUGAUUGGCUUAGUUUAGCUUAGUUGUAUCGCAUCUUUCAUUUACGAAUGUAAAGUCAUGUAAAAGGCAUCAAAUAUAUUUUCCGCUAAA